Culicoides brevitarsis is the source of this 1611-nucleotide messenger RNA. RefSeq lists its product as uncharacterized. The transcript is spliced from 2 exons. NCBI's taxonomy places the organism in Eukaryota, Metazoa, Arthropoda, Insecta, Diptera, Ceratopogonidae. The record is from RefSeq and is a predicted model, not a curated record. The coding region runs from base 19 to 1611 and encodes 530 amino acids.
GAUGAUCAAAAUUUUGAAAUGAUUCGUGAAAAUUAUUCUCGUGUCGUAACAUCGGCUCUUCAGAAUAACGUUGCUAUUAAUUCAAACUGUGGCGGAACAUUUCGCGAUAAUCAACAUUUGAUACAAUCUCCGGGAUAUCCGAAUCAUUAUGAAAAUAAUUUGAAAUGCGAAUAUACGUUGAUGGCUCCUUUUGUUUGUCGAAAUUAUUUUCACGUACAAUUUAUUGAUUUUGACGUUGAGCCAUCACGUAACUGCUCCAAAGAUUACGUCAAGGUUGGAAAUGAAGACACGUUAUGUGGACAAGUUUUAGGCAUAAAGAAAUACGAAACGGAGGCGGGUGUGUUAAAAAUUAAGCUUGUGACAGAUGGAUAUGAGACGAGAAAAGGAUUUCAAUUGUUGAUUUCUCGAUUGCCUUGCAUCAAUGAUGGAGAUGAUAGCUCUGAAUCGAGAACAACAGUUUUUCCAAUAUACGAUAAAGAAUCAGAAAUUGGAAUAAAUACUGUUCGCCCAGCCUCUUCUAAUAUUGCACCCUCUGUUUUGCCUCCAUUUACGAGCAAUCGUCAGGAUAUCCCUCCGCCAGAUUGGAAUAAUAACGGGUAUUUACCUCCGCCGCCUGUUACAUCAAGACCAAUUCAACCUGUUCCUCCAAUUCAUCAAAAUCCUUGUUUCCAAAUUCCUUGUUGCCCUUCAUACAACCCGUUAUUUCCUCACUAUCCUCAAAAUAAUCCUUUUUACCCAAUUGGUUACCAUCCAAAUCAUCAAUAUCCUCAAAAUCAUCAUAAUUUUAUUCCAAAUACGCCUCCAAUUAAGAAACAAUUGCCUCAAUUAAGUCCUUAUCCGCCGCCUGGAUUUCCCCUGAUUCCUCAGUUUGGAGUUCCGCAGCAAUGUUGUCGUAAUACUUUUAGAAAUCGUCGUUUUUACUUAGUUUCUCCAAACUUUCCUGCGACAAAUCGACGACCAACGGAUUGUUUCUUCGUCAUUGAACGGGCAAAUCUCAACAUUUGUCGUCUCAGAAUUGUGUUCAAGUUCUUCAAUCAUGGUAAUAACUUCCAAUGCUUCGAUGACUUUUUAGAGGUCGAUGGUAGACGUGUUUGCGGAUGCAAAAGUGGUUUAGUUUACACAACUCAAUGGGGAUAUGAGCCGAAAAUUAUUCGUUAUCGUAAUUCCGGAUAUCAACCGAACGGUUUGAGAGGAUUUGUUUUGGAUGUUAUUCAAGAAUCUUGUCCAUAUAGAUACGAAAUUCCGCCAUUUAAGAGAAUCGACAAUACAAAUAAUCCUGUAUAUAUCACAAAAGCGCAACAACUUGGCAAAGCAAUGAUCGUUCACACAAACAGCAGUACGAUUUCAACUUACUAUCAUAUGGCAGAUCCCGAAGAUAUUAAGGUUAAGAGUCAAAAACAAGAAGAAAUCGGAGUUGUAGAUGAAAAAACACCCGUUGUCAAAGAUGUUGAAAAUGAUUUGGAAACAUCGGGAACAGUAGCAAAAUUCUAUUUCUUGAAUCAAUUUAACAAUAAUAAUGGGCAACUUAAGUGCAAUCUGAAUCCUUUUGAAUGGUUGGUUUUGAAAAAAUCUGCUUUAUUCAUUCAGAGACCCAUAUGUUUUAGAUUCUAA